AUGGGCGCCUACAAGUACCUCGAGGAACUGUGGAAGAAGAAGCAGUCCGAUGUGAUGCGCUUCUUGAGCCGUGUCCGGACGUGGGAGUUCCGUCAGCUGCCGGCCGUCCAUCGUGCCAGCCGCCCGACUCGCCCGGACAAAGCCCGCCGAUUGGGAUACAAGGCCAAGCAGGGAUACGUCAUCUACCGUGUCCGUGUCAAGCGUGGUGGACGCAAGCGCAAGGUAAUAUAAAUUCUCGGUCUUACAUACUGACGCAGGUAUUCCUACGUGUUUCUGUCAUAGCUAUAAGCUGGCCACUUCGAAAUCUAAAUUAUCCUACUGCACGAAUUCCCGUUGAAGCCACUUUCCGAUUAGUUCCUUUAAAACCAUGUGAAGUUAGCAGCCUGAAAUCUAAAUUUCUCCAUUGUGAGUACUCGACACUCGAAACUAAAGGACCUUACACCACCUUCCAUUGACAGGUCAGCAAGGGUAUCUGCUACGGUAAGCCGUCCACCUCUGGUGUGACGAAGAUCAAGGCUUCCCGUAACUUGAAGUCUGUCGCUGAGGAGCGUGUCGGCCGUAAGUUGGGAUCUCUGCGUCUGUUGAACACCUACUGGGUGACGCACGACGCUAUGCACAAGUGGUACUGAGACUAUGUUUCCGUAAUUGCGUGGCGUCUAAAUCUUUGUACUUUCAUCUCAAGGACUAGCUGAUCGAUUUAUUCCAAACGAGAUUUAGAUGGCUUGAUACCUAGCUCGAUGCCUGUUUCUGUGUAGAACCAUAAAACAUCUUCCUUUGGAGGAUACUCGGUCAGUUACUCGUGGAUGAUAACCGAUAUGGCAUCUUAACCCUUCAAUCCAAAUUUCUUUUUAGGUACGAGUGCGUUAUGGUUGACCCGAUGCACAAGACGAUCCGUAACGAUCCGCGCAUCAAUUGGAUCUGCAACCCGACUCACAAGCACCGCGAGCUUCGCGGCCUCACGUCCGCCGGACGCAAAGCUCGUUCCCUUCACCGCCGCGGAAAGGCUGCCCUCAAGGUCCGCCCGUCCGUGCGUGCUUCCUGGAAGCGCCGCCAGAUGCUCCAGCUCCGCCGUUACCGUUAAGUGGUUUGAACCUCAUAGGAAGGUUUGUACUACUACAGAAAACAGUAGAGGCGUUCUUGCGGGUCCAAUCGAUGGCGAUGCGCCGGCAGCGGUGCUGUUUCGAGCCUGUCGUUUACCAACCAAACUUUUGCUGAGGAGACUCGGAUCACUUCUUCGUAUUUCGAUGCGUUGGGGAACACGACGAUGCGCUGUUUGAGUAAAGGAUGGCUAGGUACAAUGUCAGACUGACUCGUCAAAAAGCACUGACGAAGGAUGAGUCAUAGAGGCGAAAGUGACGAGUUUGUAGUCGGAUUAUCAGGUUCUGCCGAACAAGCGAUGAAAAAAACAGAGUUGGAGACUGACCAGAAGUCUCCGCCACGCACGCAGUGGAAGUUUGUAUUGUGUUCAUCUUUGACAACAACUUGC
Messenger RNA from Amoebophrya sp. A25, 1486 nucleotides. The record is from the annotation of a GenBank genome assembly. Lineage: Eukaryota; Dinophyceae; Syndiniales; Amoebophryaceae.